This is a messenger RNA of Akanthomyces muscarius, 1053 nucleotides long. RefSeq lists its product as uncharacterized. Lineage: Eukaryota; Fungi; Ascomycota; Sordariomycetes; Hypocreales; Cordycipitaceae. Gene Ontology annotation, molecular function: oxidoreductase activity; zinc ion binding. The coding region runs from base 1 to 1053 and encodes 350 amino acids. The transcript is spliced from 2 exons. The record is from RefSeq and is a predicted model, not a curated record.
AUGGUUCAAGUCCCAACUGAGCAAAUGGCUCAAGUCAUUGAGGCCGUCGGAGGACCCCUCUCGUUCAAGAAGAUCCCCGUCGCCAAGCCCGGCCCCGACGAGGUCCUCGUCAACAUCAAGUACAGCGGCGUCUGCCACACGGACCUGCACGCCAUGAUGGGCGACUGGCCCAUCCCCUCCAAGAUGCCGCUCGUCGGCGGCCACGAGGGCGCCGGCGUCGUCGUCGCCCGCGGCGAGCUCGUCACCGACGUCCAGCUCGGCGACCACGUCGGCGUCAAGUGGCUCAACGGGUCCUGCCUCGCCUGCACCUACUGCCAAGCCGCCGACGAGCCGCUCUGCGGCGCCGCCUCUCUCUCGGGAUACACCGUCGACGGCAGCUUCCAGCAGUACUGCGUCGCCAAGGCCGCGCACGUCGCCCGCAUCCCCAAGGAGUGCGACCUCGAGGAGAUUGCGCCCGUCCUCUGCGCCGGCAUCACCGUCUACAAGGGCCUCAAGGAGUCGGGCGCCAAGCCCGGCCAGUCGGUCGUCAUCGCCGGCGCCGGCGGCGGGCUCGGCUCGCUCGCGUGCCAGUACGCGCGCGCCAUGGGCCUGCGCGUCAUCGGCGUCGACACCGGCGCCGACAAGCAGGCGCUCGUCAAGGGCUACGGCGGCGACUUUGUCGACUUUAUGACCUCCAAGGACCUGGUCGCCGACGUCAAGGCCCUGACGCCCGACGGCCUCGGCGCGCACGCCGCGCUGCUCGUCGCCGUGCAGGAGAAGCCCUUCCAGCAGGCGACGCAGUAUGUGCGCUCGCGCGGCGUCGUCGUCUGCAUCGGUCUGCCUGCCGAUGCGUACUUCAAGGCACCCGUCUUCGACACCGUUCUGCGCAUGAUUCAGAUUCGCGGCAGCUACGUCGGCAACCGCCUCGACUCGGCCGAGGCCAUUGAGUUUUACCGCCAGGGCCUCAUCAAGGUGCCUUUCAAGACGGUUGGUCUAAGCGAGCUGCCUUCUGUAUAUGAUCUCAUGAAGGCUGGCAAAAUCACUGGUCGCUACGUGUUGGACACCAGCCGCUAG